Molecule: messenger RNA, 969 nt
Organism: Daucus carota subsp. sativus
Lineage: Eukaryota; Viridiplantae; Streptophyta; Magnoliopsida; Apiales; Apiaceae
Exons: 5
Coding region: 165-695 (176 amino acids)
Source: RefSeq, a predicted model, not a curated record
GAAGGGAGUCGAACCUAAAAUUUAAAAUUGUUGUUUUUAUGAACUAUGCCCCUUUGCAGCCCGUUGUAAGCUAGGGUUUCUAAAACCCUAAUUCCAUAAAACCCUCCGAUUAUAUAAAUUUUUAUAUUACAUCGCUUCCAAGCUCAAGUUUUAGUUUGAAAUCGAUGGCGAUGCGUGAAGAAGACAGCGAUUCCGAAGCUCCCGAAGAAUUUACAGUCGAGCAGGGUAUACAUAUAAAUGAAGAGAUUACAAAAGUUCAAAAAGAAAACAAGGCUAGGGUUGUCCGUGAAGGAAAGGAACGUCGCAGACAGUGGGCUCAAAAGCUGACACCAAGACCAUCACGUCCAGAUAAAAGCAUUCAAAAUGUAAUAGAAAUGCCUCAAGAGAGUGAAGAUAAUAAAGAUAUGCUUCCAGACAACAUAGUGCAGGAACUUGCUGCUCAAGAGAAGAAAGUUUUUUUGUCAGACUCUGAGGAAGAGAAUGCUGAGAAAAGACAUACCUCAAGAAAGAAAAAACCAAAAAGCUCUGGGUUCGGACCUGUAAUUCUGAGUGACAUACCGCCUCCUCUAUGCUUACAGAAUUCAUUAGAAUUCUUAAAGAAAAGGAAAUCUCAGGUACCACGGUCCUAUGCAGUUCUGAAUAACUCUAGCCAAGCACUUCGCUUUAUUUCAACAAAGUUGCUGAAUAAGAAAUAAUAUGAUUGUAAAGUCAGCUUUGGCUGCUCUUGGCUAGGUCAGUAUUAUGCAUGCAAAUGUCGUAAAAGCAGCCAUUAGACUCAUUACUUGUUCACUUUUAAAUUUUUUAUCAACUGAACCGAAUUUGCAAUGUGUGUAUUGUUGGUGCAAACUUCCUGUUGUGUGCCAUUUCUUUUAUGUGAUAUUAAUGUAGAUGUUGAACUAUAUUUGUUUAGUCCUUAAAGGGUUAUCAAACUGACCUGUGUUAUUGAUAAAUAGUAGCAUGUUGCUUGUA